AUGAGCAGACCACACGCUAGCUCGGUCGACGCAGACAACGCUUGGGGUCCUCCACCAGAAGCAGCGCAGCCAGAAGAGGCGUUCUCAGCUGCCGACGUCCAGGCGAAGGAGCAGAUCAUCUUGGAGAUCGUCAACAAGCAGGACGGCUUGCGAGCUCUGUUACAACGGAUAGGCGAAGUGCAGGGCGAGGCGAACAAGCUAAAGUCGGAGAACGAGACGCUGCAGACCUACAUCGACAACCUGACACGAACCAACGCGGCAGCAGGAGCGGGCCGAUAA
Molecule: messenger RNA, 279 nt
Organism: Rhodotorula toruloides NP11
Lineage: Eukaryota; Fungi; Basidiomycota; Microbotryomycetes; Sporidiobolales; Sporidiobolaceae
Product: DUF2205 domain protein
Exons: 5
Coding region: 1-279 (92 amino acids)
Cellular component (GO): trans-Golgi network
Source: RefSeq, a predicted model, not a curated record